Molecule: messenger RNA, 1706 nt
Organism: Macrosteles quadrilineatus (aster leafhopper)
Lineage: Eukaryota; Metazoa; Arthropoda; Insecta; Hemiptera; Cicadellidae
Product: phospholipase A1-like
Exons: 8
Coding region: 83-1168 (361 amino acids)
Molecular function (GO): lipase activity
Source: RefSeq, a predicted model, not a curated record
GAUUCUGCAGUACACUAUCACGUACAUACAUUACACGUUUCAUCGCAUUUCAAUCGAACAACCAUUUCUACCAUUGUCCGUCAUGAUCACAGGAUUGUUAGUUCACCUCUGUAUAGUUGGAUACUUUGCUCAUGGAAUGCCAAAACCUCCAGAUUCGUCAAACACACGGAUAAGACUUUAUAAAUUAGAUGAAGCAAAUAAGAUGAGUUGGAGGGCAGAGGACUUGUCGGAUGGGCUGCAACUAUUUCAUGAUCAGUCAUAUAAUCGUAACCAGCCGACAAUGCUGAUAGCACAUGGAUGGUUCCAACAUGCCGAGGACCCCGUUGUUGUCGAGCUGAUGGAAUCAAUAUUCAAGGUCAAGUUCUAUGAAAAAAUGAAUAUAAUGGUUUUGGAUUCACCGUAUUUCAUGGAUUCUCCCGUUUCAAAUGUGUUGUAUUUAACAACAUUACUUACCAAACUAGAGAUGCUUGGUGAAUCCAUCGCAGACAUGUUCAAUGGAGCAAUCAAGGAAGGUCUGAUUACAGCAGAUCAAAUCAACCUUGUCGGCCUGAGUUUGGGAGCUCAGCUGAGUGGAUAUGUAGGCCGAGCAGUGACAGGGAAGAUUUACUCCAUAGUAGGACUUGACCCAGCUGGUCCAGGUUUUGACUCACGGUUUCAAAACUGGACGAAGCUGCAGCACGUGAGCAAGUCAGACGCUCAGUUUGUUCACUUGUACCACACAAACUCUGUUACCUUCGGAACAAACCAGAGACUAGGGACAGCAGACUUUGAGUUUAACGAGGGUUUUAGUCAGCCUGGAUGCGCAAUGUCUAUCGAUCCGAAAUGCAGUCACAAAAGAGCAUUCUUCAUUUUCAUUGAUAUCAUUCUUGGAGACAACAAACUAAAAGCUCUCAAGUGUGGGACGCAAGCAGAUUUUAAGGAAUGCAAAUGCAGAGGACAACCUGAAGUUAUCCUCAAGUAUCCAGUUGAUACCAGAGCGGAAGGUACAUACUAUUUGAGAACAGCGCCAGAAGCUCCUUUUGGUCUAGGAAAGCCAGGUGUAUCAUGUUGGGGCCACCAUCUUGAAGAGUUGGAAAAACAAGAAAUGGACGAAUCCCCUUUAACGAAGACGAUACAGGCGUUACAAAUGAUAACGGAAACGAUAAGGAAAACGUGGAACUCCGAAUAACCGUUGAUAGUAAUUUUUAGUCAUAAAAAAUCCCAAAAUUAGUAAACAACAAUAAAAGAUGGUUUCAAAAAAUAUUUUUUGGUACACAGAGAACCUUUUGCUGAUUUCUUGUUAAGCUGGGUUUUCCUAGACGCGGAGUCGGCCAGCGGAGAGCGGACAACGGAGAGCGGAAUUGAAAUUAACAUGGCAUUCCGCUCCGCUGCUAGGAAAACAGUAACAUUAAAUUACCUAAGACAAGCUGAGUCCGCUCUCCGUUGUCCGCUCUCCGCUGGCCGACUCCGCGUCUAGGAAAACCCAGCUUUAGGAAAGUUCUGUUCCAAACAUGAGUGUAGCAAAUAUAUCCUAACAGUGUAUUAUUUUCACAUACACUAUUAUUAUUUAUUACGAUCUCACAUACAUUUCCAUAAAUCUAAUCUCAAUUGUCAGUUCUUAUGAUAGCCACGCACGAACUACCAGUUAUUUUGCUUCUCUGUAUUUAGAUGAAUGAUAGGCUAUAACAUGUAAUGCAGUUUUUAUUAAUAAAAUUCAUAAAUUUGAA